CGGCUCUUUUAUGGUAGAGGGAUGCCGCGGCCGGGGGAGACCGCGUUCCUCCGAAAGCCUUCCAGGUCGAGAGCGAAAAGGGUCCAGGGACUUUACUGCGGUUGCAUUGCUGGAUGAGACGGCCGGGCUAGGAGACAGGCUACUGAAGUUCGGCCGGGCGUUAGCUCCUCCGCUCCUUCUCCUCACAUCUGCAGCCCUUUGCACCUUCUGGAGACACUGAGGCCUCGCCCAGUGCUGGGGGCCAGGGUUGCCAAGGUCCAUCUGACGCUCUGCCACGAGGAGCCUCAUUUCUAAGUGAUGUUGGAACAGACUAGUUCUCCGGGAAAAUGGCAGAAGCAGUAUUUCAUGCCCCCAAAAGGAAAAGAAGAGUACAUGAAAAUUAUGAGUCUCCAUGGCCAAUCCCUUUCGGUCAGGACCAAAGUCUUGAGAAAGAAUUCAGGAUCUUCCGUGCGGAGCUGAUGAAUAACAACGUGAUUGUGAGGAGCCCAGAAGACAUGAAGCAGCUGUAUGGGAAAGGUUAUUUCGGAAAAGGUAUUCUUUCAAAAAGCCGUCCAAACUUCACAGUUUCAGAUCCUAAGCUGGUUGCUAAAUGGAAAGAUACGAAGACAAACAUGCCUGUCAUCACGUCAGAGAAAUAUCGGCGUCGUGUAGCAUGGAUGGCACAGCUUAUGGGUAGACAGGGGCAGGAUGAGAGUACAGUGCACAGAAUCAUCGAGGAUUUCACAAAACCACUUGAGCAUCCUUGUAUAAAAAGAGAGGAAGAAGUGCAGUUGCCCGAUGAGCUUACCUCUGAAAUGGUCUCCAACAUGGAAGGUACAGUGGGGAGAGAGAAGCUUCCUGUGAUGAAUGGAGACCCUGAGAAGUCAGAUGCUGUGGAGGAUCCGAGUGAGCCCUCAGACUGCCCACAGGAGGGCAGUGGGCGAGACACAGCAACUGCCAACAGCUCCCGUGACCGCCUGGUACAUGACGCUGCACCUCCACCCCAAGUCAGCUGCCGCACAGAAGGUGCUGUCAUCCCCCAGUGUGGCCCUCAUCCUGAGGACGGCAGCAAACAGGCGUGUCUCCUCUGUGCGGGAGAGAGAGGGACUGACCAUGAGUAUGUGCUUGUGGAGGAAGCGCUAAGUGACAGGAACGAGAGGGAGGAUGCCCCAGAUGGGAAAUUGGUACAAAGAAAGAGAUUAAUAUGCAGAAGAAAUCCUUAUAGGAUCUUUGAGUAUUUGCAGCUCAGCCUAGAAGAGGCCUUCUUCCUGGUCUAUGCCCUAGGAUGUCUAAGCAUCUACUAUGAGAAGGAGCCUUUAACAAUCCUGAAGCUCUGGAAGACUUUCUCUGUAGUUCAGCCCACAUUCAGGACGACCUACAUGGCCUACCACCACUUCCGGAGCAAGGGCUGGGUUCCCAAAGUGGGACUCAAAUACGGCACAGAUCUACUGCUGUAUCGGAAAGGCCCUCCAUUUUACCAUGCAAGUUACUCUGUCAUUAUUGAGCUAGUCAGCGAUCAUUUUGAAGGCUCUCUCCGCAGACCUUUCAGUUGGAAGUCACUGGCGGCCUUGAGCAGAGUUUCAGUUAACGUGUCCAAGGAACUUAUGCUGUGCUAUUUGAUUAAACCCUCUACCAUGACUGACAAAGAAAUGGAGUCACCAGAAUGUAUGAAAAGAAUUAAAGUUCAGGAGGUGAUUUUAAGUCGAUGGGUUUCUUCACGAGAGAGGAGUGAUCAAGAUGAACUUUAAAAGUCCAACCUCAGAUUUCUAAUUUCACCAGCAACUAUUGAGUCUCCUACAAUAAAUAUACCAUGUUCAGGGAUGAGUAGAAAGUCCUUUCUCUAUAGUCACCCAUUAGUUUAAAAGUUUUAAAAGACCUGAUGCUCCCAGCACUAGAAAAUUAUCAGUGUUUUAAAAGAUAAAAUUACGUAAGGGAGGAAGAAGAGCCCUGUGCUCUGUGUCAUUGAGUUGGUCACUGUCUCUGAGUGACCCUGCACUUCAUACCUCUGGCCUCAUCCAAUCAAUGGGCAGUUGGACUAGAUGAGUCCCCGGAGGACUCUUCCAGCAACAAGGAAAUGUAUUCUCUGAUCUUAAUGGUAAUAAUUUACAUUUAUACGGUACAGUUUACAAAGUACUUUUCUACACUGGCAUCCCUGUUACCCAUGUCUAAUCUGUUCCUGAAAGAGGGCUGUAAAUAUCUGAUAUGCAGGAUGUAUUUUCAUUGUUACUGAGGGGUCGUGACCCACAGGUUGAGAACCGCUGCUCUAGGAGGUGAAAAGCCUAUUUUAUGCCCCGGUAGGUAAAGACAGUGGAGAAGGAAGUCCUAGAGAAAUAGUUUGAGGCGAAGUAGUGAAGACAAUUGAGGAGAGUGGAAGGAGGGGAGACACUGGAGUAGGUACCUGCUGGACAGAGGGAGCUGGACGCCAUCCUGCUUAUAGGAGUGAUUCACACAUGUUGGAGAGGCAGUGCAAACAAUUCCUUUGUGUCAUUUUAGUUUAGUUUUCUUUUUUUUUUUUGAGACAGAGUGCCUUGGCAUCAUAGCUCAUAGCAACUUCAUUCUCUUGGGCUUGAGCAAUCCUCUUGCCUCAGCCUCCCCGGUAGCUGGAACUACCGGUGUGCACCACCAUACACGGCUACUUUUUUUUAGUAGAAACAGGGUCUUGCUCCGCCUGGUCUCAAACCCCUGAGCUCAGGCAAUCCACUCACCUUGACCUCCCAGAGUGCUAGGAUUACAGGCGUGAGCCAUCGCGCCUGGCUAGUCUUUCAGAUUGGUUAACAGGCACUGGCUGUGAAAAGGAGCCCAGUGGUCAUCCCCUGAGUAUUGGCUGAGUCCCAGCUGUGUGCCCGAGGCAGUGCUAAACAAUGAAGUGAAGCAGCGUUUACUGGGAGGUACCAGGAAGAACCCUAGCCUUGGUCUGGGGAGCAGACUUGGUACCAGUGCUGAGUCUCCAUAACCGCUUCAGUAAAACAUGCAGCUGACACAUAAAGGAAAGUGAUUGAAGGAGUCUCAGGUCACAGUUAUACAGAACUGAUCAACAUUGCCAUCUAUUGGUGUAAAUCAUUGCCUAGUUUUCUUGAUUCGGGGUAAUACCUAUAGAUUGGUAGGUGAUUUUUAUAAAAGCAGGGAAUUUUUUUUUUUUUUUGAGACAGAGUUUCACUAUGUCAUCCCGGAUAGAGUACCGUGGUGUCACAGCUCACAGCAACCUCAAACUCUUGGGCUUAAGCGAUUCUCUUGCCUCAACCUCCCAAAUUUCUGGGACUACAGGUGCCCACCACAAUGAACAGCUAUUUUUUUUGUUGUUAUAGUUGUUAUUGUUUGGCAGGCCCGGGCUGGAUUCAAACCUGCCAGCUCCAGUGUAUGUGGCUGGCGCCCUAGCCAUUGAGCUACAGGCGCCAAGCCAAAAGCAAGGAAUUUAUAUCCUAAAGAAGGAAUGAGGCCACUUACUGCCAGUAUCACCUCUAAGUUGAAAAUCAGCCCCUAAAAUAGGAAAUGGGGACCAUCUCACAGGGGUGUCCAACCUUGUGGCUUCUUUGCACCACACUGAAAAAAAAAAAAGUUGCUUUGGGCACAUAUUAAAUACACAAACACUAAAGCUGAUGAGAAAAAAAAAAAGGUGUCCAUGCAUAAUUUUCAUGAUAUUCACCACUACAGAUAAGCAAAAAAGUCCAUCCACACGUGGUCCAUGGGCCACAGGUUGGACACCCCUGGAAGCUUCACUUGAAAAUCAAACGAUAUAGCUGUUAAGAGAAGUUAGCAUGAAAUAGGCAUUCCUAAUAUUAACAAGUGCUAUCUGAGCUGGAUUUUUUUAUGACCUGUUAUUUACCUCAUUUAGAUAUUUGAAUGUUGAAGGCAAAUCCUUAUUUUUUUCAUCUUCUCUAAUGAUGGGAAACUGCUAGCUCAGCUGCCCCACAUUCUGAGUCCAACUGCCUGUGACUGUACUCUUGGCCAAGGAGCAUGACCCAGGGUUUAAGGGCACAGGCUUUGCAGUAAGACCUGGGUUUGACCCCCAGUUUUGCCACUGUGUGACUUUGGGAAGUCAUUUCCUCGGUUUCUCUUUUCAUCUAUAAACCGGGCAUAAUGUUAGGCCUUACCUCAGAGAGUCGGCUUGAGAAUGGCAGGUAUAAGAAGUGUUCAGUCUGAUGUGGAGUCUCUUGCGAAUACUCAUGAAAUGCAGCUGCUGCUAUUACUGUCAACUGGAUAAAGAAUUAGAGAAGAUGAGUCCUGAACUGGAGUGCAAGAGAUUGGGGGCAAAUUGGAAUUCUCUCUCCUUUACCCUCUGGGGUCUUCAUAACUUCUUGAACACCAUUGAAAACCAACCACCACUCUGUUCAAAAUGGCUUCAUAUUCUGGUAAGCAGUUGUGUAUUUCUAAUAAAGAGAAGUAGCUGAACU
Molecule: messenger RNA, 4370 nt
Organism: Nycticebus coucang (slow loris)
Lineage: Eukaryota; Metazoa; Chordata; Mammalia; Primates; Lorisidae
Gene: TSEN2
Product: tRNA splicing endonuclease subunit 2
Exons: 12
Coding region: 327-1727 (466 amino acids)
Biological process (GO): tRNA-type intron splice site recognition and cleavage; tRNA splicing, via endonucleolytic cleavage and ligation
Cellular component (GO): tRNA-intron endonuclease complex
Molecular function (GO): tRNA-intron lyase activity; nucleic acid binding
Source: RefSeq, a predicted model, not a curated record